AAGAUUUAGUAAUGUCUAUUUGACGUAAGUCUUGUGUCAAACAUAACCUCAAGCUGGAAUAGUUUGUUUGUUUGCCGGUUUUGAGCAUUAAAUGUUUUAAAAGUUUAAAAAUGAAGGAUACACCAGGAGAAAUUGAUACUAGAAAUGUCGUUAAAAAUCGGGAGCUGCUUUACCGCAUGAUAAUAAGUCAAUUGUACUACGAUGGAUUCCAGCCUAUUGCCGCGACAUUGGCGUCGGCUGUUCAUGCUGACCCGCCAUGUCCACCCAGCGAUCGACUCCUGAAUCUAAUGAUGGUCGGCCUACAACAUGAACCAGAUCGCAAGGACAGGCUCGCAGCUUCCAGCGGAGCUGAACAUCUGCUCGGAACUACUGGAUUUGACCUAGAAUAUGAAAUGGACGCUUCAUCCCUGGCCCCGGAGCCGGCUACUUACGAGACUGCUUACGUCACGUCCCACAAGAUGGCGUGCAGAGCCGGUGCCUUCAGUGCUUGUGGGCAACUGGUCGCUACUGGUUCUGUUGAUGCAUCUAUCAAGAUUCUGGACGUGGAACGUAUGUUAGCAAAGUCGGCGCCGGAGGAAGUGGAUCCAGGAAGAGAACAACAAGGUCACCCCGUCAUUAGAACAUUAUACGACCACACAGACGAGAUCACAGCGCUAGACUUCCACCCCCGGGAACAGAUCCUGGUAUCCGCGUCCCGAGACUGCUGCAUCAAAUUGUUUGACAUCACCAAGGCGUCCGCUAAAAAGGCUUACAAGUCUAUCACUGAUGCAGAACAAGUACUUUGCGUGGCCUUCCACCCACUAGGUGACCAUAUUAUAGCGUCCAGCACUCAACCGGUGAUCAGACUGUAUGACGUCACCACCAGCGCCUGCUUCGUAUGCCCGAUACCAUCCCAUCACCAUACAAGACAAGUUAAUUCUAUUCAAUUUUCGCCAAACGGCAAGUACUUCGCGAGCGGUAGCGCUGACGGAUGCGUGAAACUGUGGGACACAGUGUCCAACAGAUGUUUCAACACUUUCAUAAAUGCACACGAUGGCGCUGAAGUUUGUUCCGUCGCGUUUACUAGGAAUAGCAAGUAUCUGCUAACAUCUGGCCUGGAUUCGUCUAUAAAACUCUGGGAGUUAGCCAGUAGCCGAUGUUUGAUUCAAUAUACCGGCGCGGGAACCACAGGCAAGCAAGAACACCACGCUCAGGCCGUAUUUAAUCACACAGAAGAUUAUGUAAUGUUCCCCGAUGAAGCUACCACUUCACUCUGCACUUGGCAUUCCCGUAGUGCCAGUAGAUGCCAACUAAUGUCUCUGGGGCAUAAUGGAGCUGUCAGGUUUAUAGUGCAUUCAGGCACUGCACCAGCGUUUUUGACAUGCAGUGACGAUUACCGUGCAAGAUUUUGGUAUAGAAGAAACACACAUUAACAUUGGCCCGUAGAAUCUUAUGAUAGCGAUGAUGAAUAAAUAUUCUAUUUGGAAAAUCAUUAAAAAUGCCGUAUCGACAGUUUUUUUAAUUGGAGUUGACUAUAGGGUUAAAACACGAUUUUUUUAUGGUAUAACUUUGUAAACGUGGACAUGGAGACCCGAAACAACAGAGGCGUUACAAGUGCGUUACCUGCCUUUUGGGAUUCCGAAAUUUAAAGAUUAUUGGAGA
Spodoptera litura is the source of this 1641-nucleotide messenger RNA. It is a transcript of the gene CstF50, whose product is annotated as cleavage stimulation factor subunit 1 Cst50. Gene Ontology annotation, molecular function: RNA binding; protein binding. Gene Ontology annotation, biological process: mRNA 3'-end processing. The record is from RefSeq and is a predicted model, not a curated record. Gene Ontology annotation, cellular component: mRNA cleavage stimulating factor complex. NCBI's taxonomy places the organism in Eukaryota, Metazoa, Arthropoda, Insecta, Lepidoptera, Noctuidae.